AAGUGCAAAGCUAGCUAUGGAGAUGGAGCCAAAAUAGAGUUCUAAAAUUCUAGUAAUAAAUGGAUUCCUUUGCCCUGUUUCGCGUACAAAUCGAUAUUAAAGAACACAGCAAUUUACUGAAAUCUCCAGCGGAGCAGCUUCAGAAUCGCUGAGCGGAAUUUGGAAGAACAAAAACCUAACAUCGGCAUCUUCCCUUCCACUCUACCCUACCUACCAAAUCAAAGCAGACCUACUAUUUUAAUAUUUAAUAUACUUUCCUUUUCUGAGUGCUGAUUUUCUAAUAUAAGAGAAGGGAAAGAGGAAAAAGGAAACCCUUGCCUGCGAGAAUCGGAUUCACUCACCUACCUACCAUUCCUUUUGUUUUAGUAUUUCCCCCUUCCAUUUUAAGGGUUGUUAAAAUUUCAUCCAUCUGUUGUUUCUAUCGCUUCUUUUCUUUGGAUUCUUCGCAAGUUUUCGUUUUUUCUUACACCCUCUUCUUGAAAAUGGGGUUUUACGUUCCUGUUUGUUCAAAAUCGAUUACUUACUUCACAAUCGCCCUCAGUUUUCUUGAAGCAAUGGAAAAACGGAUUGAAUAGCCUUAGAACAAAGGCGUUUUAUUUUUUCUAGCAAUUUUCUCUGUUUUUAUUUUUAAUUUUGCUAUUUUUCAAUUAUGAGCAAGAAAGGAAUGGCGUUGUUUGAUGAUAAGAGAUAUGGGUUUUUCUCCAUAUGUGAUUUGGGGUCUCAAUGGAGCCUCGAACCGAAUAGCUCUUAUCCAGGCGGCUUAUUUGCAAGCGUUGGUCAAAUGGGAAUGGGAUUUGGCGUUUCGCCCAACUCUCCAAAUCCCCCUGACAAUGGUGGGACCAAACCUCCAUUUUCCGAUUUGUUUGCCAAGUAUUUACCGGUCCGGGUUGUAGGAUGGCUGGAAGAUGAAGCAGCGUCGAAAAAGAAGAAGAAAAAGAAAGGUGGCCUAAAACUGAAAAUCAAGGUUUCCGAUCCUUCAUUAAGAAGGUUAAUAAGCGGUGGCAUCGCCGGGGCUGUUUCAAGGACUUGCGUUGCGCCACUAGAGACAAUAAGGACGCAUUUGAUGGUUGGGAGCAGUGGGAAUUCUACAAAUGAGGUGUUCCAUAAUAUAUUGCAGACUGAUGGGUGGAAAGGCUUAUUUAGGGGUAAUCUUGUUAAUGUGAUUCGAGUUGCACCUAGCAAGGCCAUUGAGCUAUUUGCUUUCGAUACGGUGAAUAAGCUGUUGUCACCCAAACCUGGGGAAGAAUCAAAGAUUCCAAUUCCUGCCUCGUUAGUUGCCGGGGCCUGUGCUGGAGUCAGCUCAACUUUGGUGACCUAUCCUCUUGAGUUGGUCAAGACUCGAAUAACCAUUGAGAAGGACAUGUAUGAUGGUAUACUUGAUGCUUUCUUAAAAAUACUACGAAAGGAGGGCCCUGCUGAACUUUACCGUGGCCUUGCUCCUAGUCUCAUUGGAGUAAUUCCGUAUGCUGCCACUAAUUAUUUUGCAUAUGAUACCUUACGGAGAUUAUACCGUAAAAUUUCUAAAGAGGAGAAAAUUGGGAACAUCGAAACACUUUUAAUUGGAUCACUAGCUGGGGCCAUUUCAAGUAGUGCUACGUUCCCGCUGGAGGUGGCUCGUAAGCACAUGCAGGUUGGAACUCUAAGUGGAAGACAGGUAUACAAGAAUGUGGUGCAUGCACUCUCAAGCAUUCUCGAACAAGAAGGGAUUCAUGGUCUGUAUAAAGGUCUGGGUCCGAGUUGCAUGAAGUUGGUACCUGCAGCUGGAAUUUCUUUCAUGUGUUAUGAAGCAUGCAAACGGGUACUGGUUGACAAAGAUGACGACAACUCAUAGAGUUUCUGGUCAAGAUAGAACAACAAUAACUCAUCUUUUGGAACACAACAAUGAGACGACAUAUUGUUUUAGGUUCAUCUUUUUUUUUUUUAAAGAUUUUUCUCCUGCCGAAUUAUUUUUGUUGAGGGAUUAGUUCAGGUUGCGCAUUUGCAAGGGAAGAAAUAAUGAUGCAAGUCAAAUUAGUUGGCAUACUGUUUUCUUUGGCCUUGAGAUGAGACAGAUAACUUUAUGUUUUAUGAACGGAAAAAAACUUGAGUAAUGUUUUAGCAACUUGUUUAAGUGGGUUACACUUUUUGAUCC
Molecule: messenger RNA, 2131 nt
Organism: Hibiscus syriacus
Lineage: Eukaryota; Viridiplantae; Streptophyta; Magnoliopsida; Malvales; Malvaceae
Product: adenine nucleotide transporter BT1, chloroplastic/mitochondrial-like
Exons: 3
Coding region: 650-1831 (393 amino acids)
Biological process (GO): transmembrane transport
Source: RefSeq, a predicted model, not a curated record